This is a messenger RNA of Effrenium voratum, 279 nucleotides long. Lineage: Eukaryota; Dinophyceae; Suessiales; Symbiodiniaceae. The record is from the annotation of a GenBank genome assembly.
AUGGGCUGUGGCGCCUCUGUGAGCCCGGCUCCGGAGCCUCCGCUGGAGCCGGAGCAGCUGGAAGCUUCGGCGGCGCAUCUGCUGAUCCGAGAGGAAGAUGGGCAGAGAGUUUGCGAAGCCGCCAUCUACUUCAAGGAGCCAGCACGCUCCUUCGACUCCAUGGCACACAAACUCUCCAAGUUGGACACGAUCCUCCCUCCGGUGGCGGCAACCCAUGACCACCACGUGGCCAAGAUGCGGAGGUUCAUGAGCUUGCCUCUGGGCGCAUGGCAUAAGUGA